AGGUUAGAGUUUAGAGUUUAGAGUUUAGAGUGAAGGAAGCAAGCAUUGAUUAACAAGAGUGAUUGAAAGGCUUCUCAUUUCUCAUCUUUCAUGACGCUGUGAUGUCAGAGAACUACAGACUGGAGUCCUUCACCGUGGAAGGUAGCGACGGAGUGAAGCUCCGUACGAGGGUGUUCAAGCCAGGAGCAGGAGUUGAGGCCAAAGAUGGGAACUUGGGGAUCGUUCUUGUGCACCCAUAUUCCAUUUUGGGUGGCUCCCAAGGUCUCCUCAAAGGACUCGCUUCGUUAUUGGCUCAGAACGGUUACACCGCCGUCACCUUCGACAUGAGAGGCGUUGGCAGGUCCACCGGCAGAGCUUCUCUCACCGGCUUCGCUGAAGUUAAGGAUGUCGUUGCUGUCUCCAACUGGCUCUCCCACUCUCUCUCCCUUCCUAGGAUUCUCUUGGUUGGUUCUUCCGCAGGUGCCCCUAUAGCAGGGUCUGCUGUUGAUCAGAUUGAACAAGUCAUUGGCUAUGUAAGCAUUGGUUAUCCAUUCGGAAUGACUGCUUCGAUCCUUUUUGGACGGCACCACAAAGCCAUCCUACAGUCCCCGAAACCAAAACUCUUCAUCAUGGGAACACAAGAUGGAUUCACCAGUGUAAAGCAGCUACGAAACAAGCUUAAUUCUGCCGCAGGACGUGUUGAAACACAUCUAAUCGAUGGGGUGGGCCAUUUCCAAAUGGAAGGGCCUGGUUAUGAUGUUCAGAUGGUGGAUCUCAUCAUUAAGUUUAUUGCAUCACUGUAAAGACAAAUAAUUUAUCACUGAGUGUGAAUUGAUUCUACUAUUGGGGUUAGUUUGUGUACAUAAUCUGACUUGUUGAAUCUGUGGAUUGCACUGUUGAUUUGUGUCCCCUAUGCCACCCGUUAAAUGAAUUAAAUCAGUUACCGACA
Molecule: messenger RNA, 928 nt
Organism: Cajanus cajan (pigeon pea)
Lineage: Eukaryota; Viridiplantae; Streptophyta; Magnoliopsida; Fabales; Fabaceae
Product: alpha/beta-Hydrolases superfamily protein
Molecular function (GO): hydrolase activity
Source: RefSeq, a predicted model, not a curated record